Doryrhamphus excisus (bluestripe pipefish) is the source of this 3058-nucleotide messenger RNA. Lineage: Eukaryota; Metazoa; Chordata; Actinopteri; Syngnathiformes; Syngnathidae. The record is from RefSeq and is a predicted model, not a curated record.
UCGACUCCAAAUUGUCCAUAGGUAUGAAUGUGAGUGUGAAUGGUUGUUUGUCUAUAUGUGCCCUGUGAUUGGCUGGCCACCCUCUCGCCCAAAGACAGCUGGGAUAGGCUCCAGCACCCCCCUCCCCCGCCCAACACCCUUGUGAGGAAAAAGCGGUGGAAAAUGAAUGAAUUAAUGAAUAAAGAAGGAUUUUUUUUAUCAACCAAUGACAGCUCUUAGAAGACGAGCAACGGGGCAACUACACCUCCUUACAAAGAUACAAAUUCUAAUCAGAGUCCUAAUCAGAAAAUUCAGUAAUCACUCUUCAAGAUAAGAUUAUUAGGCUUAGAAUUAUUAGGCUAAGUUGGGAGCAUUCUGCAUACAGGCACAGGCACAUUACAGGGCAGCUCGGGGUCCUUCGUAGGAUCACAGAGCCAUCCGGGGUUUUGUUGCUAACCAGUUCGCCUGUGUUGGUCUGCUAAUGGUGAUAAAAGGUUGGUUAGGUUUCAUUCUUACUCUCUGGUGUUCAAGCUUUACAUGAGUUGGUUAGCACUAACCAUGGAAAUCAUGAAAUACUUUUUUUAUGUAAUCCAAUAUCCGUCGUAUGGAGAUCAACGGCACGUGUCGGUUUUGGAUGGAAGCUAGCAUGACAAGCUAGAUUUCAAUUCUCGUGUGUUUACGUUAACUCAUAUUUGUCUUUUUUUUUUGCUGUUGUUGUAUUGUUUAAUUCGUACAUUGUUACAUGCAGGGGCGUAUUUAGUCCAUGGUGGGCCUGAGGCAAACAAAGGAAUUGGGGCUUGGGGCCCGGCCACAUCCUUUGUCCUGCACUAACUAAAGUUUAUUUUCACCUCAACACAAGGGCCGGUAUUCCCAGAGCAUCCUAAAAAGACUAAAAUUAGCACUUAGUGGCGUCAUUCUAAGAAAAAUCUUAUAAUUCCUUAGAUUCUAAGAUGUUUCUUUGCAUUGUUUACGUGCUACAAAGCGGCUUCGGCCUAAAGAGAGCUCUAAGGCGGCCAAAUGUUAGAGUCGGCGCCGAAGAAUGGCACUAACAGACAAGAUGGCGGAAAGACGAUAAACAGAUAAGAAGACAAUAUCAUGUUCUUUUACAGAAUGCGGAAGUGACGUCACACCAGAACCCCUGUUUGUCAGCCAAAGGCUUCGCAACCUGUAGUGGCGGUGAAUGGUGAAUGUUCACCUCAUAACAGCUGGAAGACACGCAGAGGGCUGCUGCCACCCUCAAGGACUGUUACGAUUCGGAAUCGGCGAAGACGUCCCUCUAAAGACGUCAGUGAAGAGCAUCUUCCCCCUGAGCAGCACUCCAGGAUGGAACACAUUAAAAAGGAAGAGGAAGAUGUGGAUCCACAACCCCUCACCAUUAAAGAGGAAGAGGUGUUACAGCACCCCCACAUUAAACAGGAAGAGCCACAAUAUCACAAUAUUAAGGAGGACGAAGAGUGGCCACAGCCCCUCGACAUUAAACAGGAAGAGACACUGCACCUCUGCAUUAUAGAGGAUGAAGACGUGCCACAGCCCCCCUACAUUAAAGAGGAAGAGGGAGAGCCACAGUCCCCCCACAUUAAGCAGGAAGAGCCGCAGCACCACCGCAUCAUAGAGGACGAAGACGUGCCACAGCCCCCCUACAUUAAAGAGGAAGAGGGGGAGCCACACUCCCCCCACAUUAAGCAGGAAGAGCCACAGCACCAGUGCAUCAUAGCAGGCGAGGACGAGGACGAGCCAGAGCCCCCCUACAUCAAAGAGGAAGAGGAGGAUCACAGCAUCAGUCAGGAGCCGUCACAUUUGAUAGAACACACAGUAGAGAAACCUUUUCCUUGCACGCUGUGUGGUAAAAGGUUCUCUCGGCGGACCAAUUUGAACACGCAUACAAAAAUACACACUGGAGAGAAACCUUUUCCUUGCUUGUUUUGCGGUAAAAGAUUCUCUCAGCGAGUACAUUUGAAAGAACACACCAUAAUACAUACUGGAGAGAAACCUUUUCCUUGCACAGUGUGUGGGAAGAGAUUUAAUCGAAAAGGUGAUUUAAAAAUACACACACGAGUGCACACUGGAGAGAAACCGUUUCCUUGCACAGAGUGCGGGAAAAGAUUCUCUCAUCAGUCGCAUUUGAAGGAACACACAAGAAUGCACACUGGAGAGAAACCUUUUCCUUGCACGGUGUGUUGGAAAACAUUUUCUCAGCGGAUCCAUUUGAAAGAACACGCAAUAAUACACACAGGAGAGAAACCUUUUCCUUGCACAGUGUGUGGGAAAAGAUUCAAUCGGAAAAAUGAUCUAAAAAUACACUCAACGACACACAGUGGAGAGAAACCUUUUCCCUGCACGGUGUGUGGGAAAAGUUUCUCUAGGAACAUAUAUUUAAUAAGACACACAAGAACGCACACUGGAGAGAAACCCUUUCCCUGCACUGUGUGCGGGAAAGGCUUUAGUCGAAAAAGUGACUUAAAAUUACACUCCAUGAUGCACACCGGAGAGAAACCUUUUCCCUGCACGGUGUGUGGUAAAAGUUUCUCCCGGAAAUUAUCUUUAAUCAAACACACAAGAACACACACCGGAGAGAAACCUUUUUCCUGCACGGUGUGCGGGAGAGGAUUUAGUCGAAAAAGUCAUUUGAAAUUACACUCCAUAAUGCACACCGGAGAGAAACCUUUUACCUGCACGCUGUGUGGGAAACAUUUCCCUCGGAAGAUGUCUUUAACGAGACACACAAGAAUACACACGAGAGAAAAAAAUGUUUCUUGUUUAAUGUGCGGUCAGCAAUUCACAAAUAAUCCAAGCUUGACUAAACACAUCGUAAGAAAACACAGCGGGGAGUAACUUUUUGAAAGGAUGCAUCCAGUUGGAUUUCGGACAAACAAGUUUGUAUCAUGGUAAGCCUAAUGGUAAGAGAGUGAGUAUUAUCUCACUAUAUGUUUAUUGUUUAUACAAGAAACAUACAUUAGGUUAAUAUGUAUAUAGUACAUUGUUUAUCCACUCUGUGUAAGUAUUGGCUAUUUACUGCUUUUAUCUUUCUGCUCCUGUAACAAUGAAAUGUGUGGGUUAAAUAAAGUACAAUGUAAUGUAA